Molecule: messenger RNA, 1577 nt
Organism: Haliotis rufescens (red abalone)
Lineage: Eukaryota; Metazoa; Mollusca; Gastropoda; Lepetellida; Haliotidae
Product: peptidylglycine alpha-hydroxylating monooxygenase-like
Exons: 12
Coding region: 259-1272 (337 amino acids)
Cellular component (GO): extracellular region
Molecular function (GO): copper ion binding; oxidoreductase activity, acting on paired donors, with incorporation or reduction of molecular oxygen, reduced ascorbate as one donor, and incorporation of one atom of oxygen
Source: RefSeq, a predicted model, not a curated record
UGUAAAUUUCUAACUUCCGGCCAGGUUCUGAGAUUCAUAGCAAUUCGGCUAUUUACAUUUGGCAUGACUAACUUCAUUGAACAUUGGAACAUGUAACUAUAGCAACGUACGAUUAUUGCAUCGAUUGGUUGAAAUUUUAGAUGACAUGAUCAAAGAGUUCGUGGCGCCUUAAGAUGGCUGUGGCGAUAACGGAGAGAGCCAGAGACCCACGCUUUCCAUUCAUAUCCUCGUCGUUGUCAAUAGAACACGCCUUGCACCAUGCUCUCGUACAGCCGCGUCAGUGUCGGCCUAAUGGUCUUUAUUUGGGGAAUAGUUUCUCCUCCUUCAGAUGCUAGAGGAGUGAAGACACUACGAGUUGGUUAUGGAAACAGUUUACAGGAAGAACACACAUGUACUGCACUACCACUCGACAAGGACAAUGAAGAGUACAUAGUAACAUUUGACCCGAAGGCUGACCCGUCCCGCGUCCUUCACCUUAGCGUCCAAGUGUGCGAUGAUAUUCCAAGUCAUGAACUUUUGUGGUCAUGCGGUGAUGGCGUCCCCGGAUGUAUAGGAGACAUUAGACCUGUCUAUGUGUGGGGCUUGAACUCUACAACAUGGCGGCUGCCACCAGACACGGCAAUUCCAGUGGGCGGGGCUUCUGGCGGACGCUUCAUCGUGCUACAGGCACAUAUACAUAAACAGCGUCAUUCAGAUAGAAUGAUGUCGUCCCACCCACACUACGCUGAAGUCAAGCUCCAUGUCACCACUCGCAGGCCUCGGUUUGAGGUUGGUCUGAUGAUUCUCGGUAACACAGGCUUCAUCCCUCCACAGCAACCACGUUUUGUUUCUGAGAGUGCAUGUCCAUGGAAUUCUGUCCAAUCAGCGUUUGUCCUUGGUUACCGCCUCCACACCCACAGGCUAGGCCGCUGGAUAGAAGGUUUUGCAGUUUCUGAAGAAGGUUGGAAACUUAUUGGGGAGGGGAGACCACUCUCUCCAGAGAAUGUCCAUCGUAGUUUUACGAAACAACUUUUAAGGAAUGGAGACUUUUUGGCUUCGAGGUGUUACUAUGAAAAUCUUCAGUCAAAACCUGUGAACUUCGGAUCUGAUUUUCAUGAUGAAAUGUGCAAUUUCCACCUGCUGUACGUUUUCCCAUAUGGCUCUGCGCCCUCUCUACGCUUCCGAACAUGCGCACAAGACGCCCAGGUUUUUCAUCUAAAAGAUGCGUUCUUCUCCGUUCCUGAAGGAAAAAUGCAUACGGGCGGAAAAUCUGAUACACAAUAUGGAUAUUAACAAUAUAUGUGUCUCACGCGAGUUAGAAUAAUGUUAUUUAUCAGAAAUGAGGGCCGCAAUCAGCUGACAAUUUUGACCUGCUAUAUAGAUAUGUUGUUGACACGUGCCAACUUUGUUAACUGACGGAAGCAAAAGACAUGCUGAAUAUGUUAAGGUUGCAAAACGUCGUUCAGAAAACGUUUUAUCAAAUCUGUUGUCCUAGGACUGAAUAUCAAUAUUUCAUCUCAGACAUAUCGAAAAUUAAUAACGAAAAAUGUAACGUAAUUUCACAAUAAAGAUUCACAUUUUGCAAAAAAGAUGUCCUU